Messenger RNA from Lolium rigidum, 1570 nucleotides. RefSeq names its product scopoletin glucosyltransferase-like. Gene Ontology annotation, molecular function: UDP-glycosyltransferase activity. NCBI's taxonomy places the organism in Eukaryota, Viridiplantae, Streptophyta, Magnoliopsida, Poales, Poaceae. Bases 77 to 1570 code for a protein of 497 amino acids. The record is from RefSeq and is a predicted model, not a curated record. The transcript has a single exon.
UUGUCCAAGCGUUCGCUUGAGUUAGCUUAGCGGCAGUUCGCCGGAGUUGAGAGAACCACAACACGCAUCUAGAGCCAUGGAUACCAAUGACGAGCAGCCGCCGCUGCACAUCCUCUUCUUCCCAUUCCUAGCUCCCGGCCACCUCAUUCCGAUCGCCGACAUGGCAGCGCUCUUCGCUGCCCGUGGCGCCAGGUGCACGAUCCUCACCACGCCCGUCAACGCCGCGACCAUCCGGCCGGCCGUGGACCGCGCAAACGACGCAAAUUCACAUGGCACAGAUAAUGCCCCCGCGAUCAAGAUCUCCGCCGUGCCCUUCCCCGACGUGGGGCUCCCGCCGGGCGUCGAGAACGCCACCGGCCUCACCAACCAGGCCGACCGCGAUAACUUCUGGCGCGCGAUCCAGCUGCUGCGCGAGCCCUUCGACCAGUUCCUGGCCGACAAGCACAACCACCCGCUCGACGCCGUCGUCUCAGACAGCCAGUUCCAGUGGUCCGUGGAGGCCGCGGCGGAACACGGCGUCCCGCGGCUGGCGUUCCUCGGCACCAGCAUGUUCGCGCGGGCGUGCACCGACGUCAUGCUGCGCAAGAACCCGAUGAUGGAGCCUUCCCCGGUCCAGGACGACCCGGACGCCAUGGUUUUUCUCCCUGGGCUGCCGCACUCUGUCAAGCUUAGGCGGAGCCAGAUGCCGGACCCCAGGAAGCAGCCGAAGGUGUUCGCCUUCUUCAAGGUCGUGAACGAAGAGGACCAGCGGAGCUACGGCGAGGUGUUCAACAGCUUCCACGAGCUGGAGCCGGAGUACGUCGAGCACUACCAGACCACGCUCGGCCGCCGCGUGUGGCUCGUCGGGCCGGUCGCAAGGCCCGACAUGGACGCCAGAUCGCACGCCAGCAACACCAACAACGCGCUCUCGCCCGAGGCCGACGGCUGCCUGCGGUGGCUCGACGCGAAGCCGGCUGGUUCGGUGGUGUACGUCUCGUUCGGCACGCUGGCCAAUUUCUCGCCGGACGAGCUGCGCGAGCUCGCCAGCGGCCUCGACCUCUCGGCCAAGAAUUUCGUGUGGGUCAUUAGUACCGACGCUAUCACAAACACCGCGCCAUCGUCAGAGUGGAUGCCGGAAGGCUUCGCCGAGCUGCUGGCGCACGGAGAGCGCGGCCUUGUCGUCCAUGGCUGGGCGCCGCAGGUGCUCAUCCUGAACCACCCGGCCCUUGGUGGGUUCAUGACGCACUGUGGGUGGAACUCGGUGCUUGAGGCCGUGAGUGCCGGCGUGCCCAUGGUCACGUGGCCACGGUUCGGCGAUCAGUUCUUCAACGAGAAGCUCGUCGUGGAGGUGCUCAAAAUUGGGACCAGCGUCGGGGCCAAGGAUUACGCGUCCGCCAUUGAGACCCACCAGCUGAUCGGCGCCGAGGUCAUCGCGGAAUCCAUAGGGAGAGUCAUGGACGCCGACGGGGACACGAUACGGAGUAAUGCCAAAGAGCUGGGAGAGAAAGCCAGGGGAGCCGUGGAGGACGGUGGGUCGUCGUACCGUGAUGUUGGUCGGCUGAUGGAUGAGUUGAUGGCUCGCCGAUGCUAA